CCCUGGCUAAGGACACCCUGAUGACCUCAGAUGUAUAUUGCCAACACUUCCGGGAGUUACAGUACCAUGAGGCCGAUGGGCCCCGAGAGGUUUGCAGCCAGCUCCAUGGGCUCUGCAACCAGUGGCUGAAGCCAGAGAGACACACCAAGAAGCAGAUCCUGGACCUGGUGAUCCUGGAGCAGUUCCUGACCAUCCUGCCCCAGGAAAUGCAGUGCUGGGUCAGAGGAUGUGGGCCGGAGACCAGUUCCCAAGCAGUGGCCCUGGCCGAAGGCUUCCUCCUGAGUCAGGCAGAGGAGAAGAGGAAGGCAGAACGGAGAGAAGCCUCUCUUCACAGCCAAGGGAAUAAAGGCCUCUUUUCCCAGAUGGGGGUGACUCAAUGGAAGGAGCAGGAGAUGGAAGAGCAGGACUCAGGAGGACCUGGAACUGGCAGGACAGCAAGCAAAGGCCCUUUUCUCCUCCAAGCUGGGGGUGCUGUUGCAUUCUGGGAAAGAGUUGUGCCAGAGACCCUGGCUAAGGACACCAUGACCUCAGAUGUACACUGCCAAUGCUUCCGGCAGUUUCUCUACCAUGAGGCAGAUGGGCCCCGAGAGGUUUGCAGCCAGCUCCAUGGACUUUGCAGCCAGUGGCUGAAGCCGGAGAGGCACACCAAGAAGCAGAUCCUGGACCUGGUGAUCCUGGAGCAGUUCCUGACCAUCCUGCCCCAGGAAAUGCAGGGCUGGGUCAGAGGAUGUGGGCCGGAGACCAGUUCCCAGGCGGUGGCCCUGGCCGAAGGUUUCCUCCUGAGUCAGGCAGAGGAGAAGAAUCAGAACGAAGAGAUGUGGGGACCAUCCCUGAAGACAGAAGCAACAUUCCCUGAGGCGGAAGGAGCUUCCUUGGCACGAGGGCAAAGAACACAGGCCCAGGAGUGUGCCCAAGAUGCCCUCUCCUGUGACAAGGACUCUUUGUGCCUGGAUCCGACUGGGUGUCCUUUUUCCUUCGAGGAGGUGGCCGUGUGUUUCACAGAGGCCGAGUGGGCCCUGCUGGAUCGGGAACAGAAAGCUCUUUACCAGGAAGUGAUGCUGGAGAACCAUGAGACUGUGGCCUCUCUGGCAGAGGAUGAUCAGAAGAAUGAGGAGGGUGAAGAACUUCAUCAGCAAAUGCCAGAUAGAGUUAAAAAUGAAGACCAGAAAGAAAAUGUCAGGAAUCGAGGCAGAUGUGAGAGAAGGAAUGGCAGCCAAGUGGUUGAGAAGAGAGGUGGAAGAAAGUGUAAUGUACAUUUUCCAAAACACACUGUAAUAAAGAGAAGUAAAUUAAUUCAAUGUGGAAAGUACUUCAGAUAUAGAUCACAGCUUCUUAUGAACCAAAGAAUGCAAAAGAGAGAGAUACCUUUGGAAUGCUCAGAGAGUGGAAAGAAAUUCAAUAUGAGCGGAAGUCUUCAACUGCACCAAAGAACUCACACAGGGGAGAAACCGUUUGAAUGCUUAGAAUGUGAAAAGCAAUUCAGUUGCAGUAGCAGUCUUCGAAUGCAUAAAAGAACCCAUACAGGAGAGAAACCCUAUGAAUGCUCAGAGUGUGGAAAGAGAUUCAGUAUGAGUGGCAGUCUUCAAAUACAUCAGCGAACCCACACAGGGGAGAAACACUUUGAAUGUUUAGAGUGUGGAAAGAGAUUCAGUCUGAGAAGCCAUCUUCGACUGCACCAAAGAACCCACACAGGGGAGAAACCGUUUGAAUGCUUAGAGUGUGGAAAGAGAUUCAGUGCAGCUAGCAAUCUUCAGCUUCACCAACGAACCCACACAGGGGAGAAACCUUUUGAAUGUUCGGUGUGUGGAAAGAGAUUCAGUCUGAGAGGCCAUCUUCGACUGCACCAAAGAACCCACACAGGGGAGAAACCUUUUGGAUGCUUAGAAUGUGGAAAGCGAUUCAGUUGCAGUAGCAGUCUUCAAAGGCAUAAAAGAACCCAUACAGGAGAGAAACCCUAUGAAUGCUCAGAGUGUGGAAAGAGAUUCAGUAUGACUGCCAGUCUUCAAAUACAUCAGAGAACCCACACAGGGGAGAAACCCUUUGAAUGCUUCGAGUGUGGAAAGAGAUUCAGUCUGAGAGGCCAUCUUCGACUGCACCAAAGAACCCACACAGGGGAGAAACCGUUUGAAUGCUUAGAGUGUGGAAAGAGAUUCAGUGCAACUAGCAAUCUUCAGCUUCACCAACAAACCCAUACAGGGGAGAAACCUUUUGAAUGUUCAGUGUGUGGAAAGAAAUUCAUUCAGAGAGGCAAUCUUCAGUUUCACCAACGAACCCACACAGGGGAGAGACCUUUUGAAUGUUCAGUAUGUAGAAAGAAAUUCAGAAUGCGAGGCCAUCUUCAACGGCAUGAAAGAACCCAUACAGGGGAGAAACCUUUUGAAUGCUUAGUGUGUAGGAAAAGAUUCCGUCUGAGAGCCCAUCUUCGACUGCACCAAAGAACCCACACAGGGGAGAAACCUUUCGAAUGCUCCAAGUGUGGAAAGAGAUUCAGUCAGAGUAGCAAUCUUAAACAGCAUCAAAGAACCCACACACGGGAGAAAACGGUUGAAUGUUCAGUGUGUGGAAAGACAUUCAGGGAGAAGGGGUAUCUUAAACAGCAUCAGAGAACCCACACAGGGGAGAAACCAUUUGAAUGCUCAGAGUGUGGAAAGAGAUUCAGUCUGAAUAGCAAUCUUCAACAGCAUCAAAGAAUCCACACAGGGGAGAAACCUUUUGAAUGCUCAACAUGUGGAAAGAAAUUCAGUCACAGCAGCCAUCUGAAAAGGCAUAAAAGAAUCCACAUAGGAGAAACCGUUUGAAUGCUCAGAGUUUGGAAAGAGAUUCAGUUGUAGCAGCAUUCUCCAAGACCAUGAAGGAUCUCACACAAGGGACAAACCUUUUGAAUGUUCAGAGUCUGGAAAGAGACUCAGAGUAGCCAUUUCCACAGCAUUAAGAGAAGCUACACAGUGGAGAAACCUAUUGAAUGCUCAGGGUGUGGAAAGAGAUUCAGUAGGAGUUGCCAUCUUUGAUAACAUUAAAGAACCUGCACAG
Messenger RNA from Heteronotia binoei (common prickly gecko), 3030 nucleotides. Its product is annotated as oocyte zinc finger protein XlCOF6-like. The transcript is spliced from 5 exons. Gene Ontology annotation, molecular function: DNA-binding transcription factor activity; RNA polymerase II cis-regulatory region sequence-specific DNA binding. NCBI's taxonomy places the organism in Eukaryota, Metazoa, Chordata, Lepidosauria, Squamata, Gekkonidae. Gene Ontology annotation, biological process: regulation of transcription by RNA polymerase II. Bases 21 to 2798 code for a protein of 925 amino acids. The record is from RefSeq and is a predicted model, not a curated record.